Molecule: messenger RNA, 1410 nt
Organism: Polistes dominula (European paper wasp)
Lineage: Eukaryota; Metazoa; Arthropoda; Insecta; Hymenoptera; Vespidae
Product: coiled-coil domain-containing protein 124
Biological process (GO): transcription by RNA polymerase II
Cellular component (GO): nucleus
Molecular function (GO): transcription coactivator activity
Source: RefSeq, a predicted model, not a curated record
UCUAUCAACAAACUACAACGUGUGUCAGAUUGAAGCUUUAAUUUAGCAAGAAAUUCGCAAGCGCCAUCUGUAAAAGUAGUUUACUAUAGCUUAAGUAUAGACGAGUGGAUCAGAAAAUGUUAUGUUGUUGCUAUAAUAGGUGAUCGAUUAUCAAUCAGAGUUAGUUAUCCUGAUUUUUUCGUUCGUUAAUUGAUCAUAAUGCCUAAGAAAUUUGUGGGUGUGAAUAGCAAGGCUGUUGCAGCCAGAGAAAGAAAAGCUGCUGCUAAGGAAGCUGAAAAUACAAAGAAAGCUUUGGAAGCUGAAGAAAAAGCUUGGCAAGAUGAUAAUAAACAAUUGUUAAAGAAAAAACAGAAACAAGAAGAACUCGAAAAGAAGAGACAGCAACAAUUAGAAAAGAAGGCAGAAGUUAAAGCUUUAUUAGAACAAGAAAUGGCAACUAUUAAAGUAGGAGGCAAACAACCUAUUGCUAAGAUUACAAAGAGUGAAAUAUUGGAAACUAUAGAGAGACGUAAUCAAGCUGCCAAGAUCGAAAAGAAGAAAGAGAAAGAGAAAGAGAAACCGAUAGAAGAAAAUUUGAAUAGAGUUGUUAUUGAAGGUGAAAGUGCGCAUGGUAUAGAUGAAGCUUUAUCAAUUUUAAGCGUCAAAGAUCCAGAAGUUGAUCGCCAUCCGGAAAAACGUUUGAAAGCUGCUUAUGCGAGUUUUGAAGAAAAAAUGAUGCCUAUUAUUAAAGAACUAAAUCCAACUUUAAGGCUCAGUCAAUUGAAACAGAUUUUGAAAAAGGAGUGGAUGAAGUCUCCGGAAAAUCCGCUCAAUCAGAAGCUGUUUAAUAAUUGAUAUUAGCACAUCUUUAUCAAUAGUCUAUAAUACUUUCACAUGACUGAAUAUAAUAUUAUUAACUUAAAUGUUUUACAGAAAAAAAAAAAAAAGAAAAGAAAAUAAGUAAUAUGUGUAAGUAUAACGGAUCAUAUUGGUUCACAGUUUUAUUGUUAACGAAUAAUUUAUAUUCCAAAAUGCCAUAAGAUAUAAAAAGAAAAUUAACAUAAUAAUAUAAAACAUCUUUGGUACAACUUAUGCCGCGAAUCUAUAAUAGCCUCCGUUCGGUAUCUUAAAUAUUGCAUAUUGACAGAAGACACUUUGUUGAAGUUAAUGGAAAGAUUCUAACAAAAAAAAAAAAAAAAAAAAUAAAAUUAAAAAAAUAUCUCUUAACAAACAUAUAUAAGUUUUGGCACAGUUAUUAUGCUGCAAGUGUAGAAGAUAUUUUUUACAAAUUUCGCUAUUAUCGUAUCAUUCAAUAAAACGUAAUAAUAUAAAAGCAUAAUCAACAAGGUAGAACUUGACGUAAGAGAUUUUCAGUAGCAUCAGAAAUCUGUCUGUCCUCUCUUUAUACGAAAUAAGAUGAUUCCGUUAAAA